AUGGUGAAGUGGCAAUUAAUCAAAGUGGUCAUCUUGGGUCAAGAUCCAUAUCAUGGUCCAAGACAAGCUCAUGGUUUAUGUUUUAGUGUACAGAAAGGUGUUGAUCCUCCGCCAAGUUUGAAAAAUCUGUACCGAGAAUUGGCUGCAGACAUUUCUGAUUUUAUGCCCGAACAUGGAGAUUUAACGAGAUGGGCAAAACAAGGAAGUCUUACCCUACUAUUAAAUGCCUGUCUCACAGUUCGCUCUGGAUCUUCUAAUUCACAUGCUGACCAUGGGUAGGAAAAGUUCACCGAUGCUGUAAUCAAAUGGCUCAACUCAAAUUGCCAGAAUCUCGUCUUCAUCUUAUGGGGAAAUUAUGCUCAAAAGAAAGGUGCCAGUAUUGACAGUAAACGUCACCUUGUUCUCAAAACAGCUCACCCUUCACCUUUAUCCGUUCACCGAGGAUUCUUUGGUUGUAAAAACUUCUCUAAGGCUAACACUUACUUGGAAUCAAAAGGAAAAACUCCAAUUAACUGGGGCGAUUUACCAUAAAUCCACCAAACCUAAAGUCUCAACGAUUAACAAAACAGUUCAACUCCUAAAAAGAGAAAAAACAAUCUCCAUAU
Molecule: messenger RNA, 605 nt
Organism: Panonychus citri (citrus red mite)
Lineage: Eukaryota; Metazoa; Arthropoda; Arachnida; Trombidiformes; Tetranychidae
Product: uracil-DNA glycosylase-like
Exons: 2
Biological process (GO): base-excision repair, AP site formation via deaminated base removal; base-excision repair
Cellular component (GO): mitochondrion; nucleus
Molecular function (GO): uracil DNA N-glycosylase activity
Source: RefSeq, a predicted model, not a curated record